Bradysia coprophila is the source of this 1190-nucleotide messenger RNA. RefSeq lists its product as uncharacterized. Gene Ontology annotation, molecular function: oxidoreductase activity. Lineage: Eukaryota; Metazoa; Arthropoda; Insecta; Diptera; Sciaridae. The record is from RefSeq and is a predicted model, not a curated record.
CUCUAUUCACUGCAUUUUGUAUUAUUCGUUCGUCGAAUUGUGUGUUUUGUGUUGAGUUGAGUUUAAUUAAUUUGCUUUGAAACCUGAGUUGAGCGCACUAUGUCUGACUUACCAAAAAUGGAAUACGUACGAUUCGGCAAAACAGGUCUAAAGGUAUCGAGAAUUUGUCUCGGUUGUAUGUCUUAUGGCAGUCCGGCAUGGAGUCCUUGGAUCAAGGAAGAAGAGGAAUCAAUCAAACAAAUUAAACUCGCAUAUGAAGCCGGAAUCAAUUUCUUUGAUACUGCUGACGUGUACUCAAGUGGCCUGAGUGAAAUUAUACUGGGAAAAGCUUUGAAGGAAAUCGGUGCUCAUAGAGGUCGUGUUGUGAUUGCUACGAAAUGCUUCUUCCCCGUCUACGAUUCUCCUGUCGGCUUAAAAAACUUUGCUAAUUUUGCACAAGACCCUGACCUAGUCAACCGUGUGGGUCUUUCUCGCAAGCAUAUCUUCGAUGCGGUUGAAGCUUCAUUGAAAAGGCUUGGAGUUGACUACAUUGAUCUUUAUCAAAUCCAUCGUCUUGAUACUGGUACUCCGAUGGAAGAAAUCAUGGAGGCGCUCAAUGAUUUGGUACGCUCCGGUAAAGUGAGAUACAUUGGCGCCAGUGCGAUGUCUGCAUGGCAAUUCCAAAAACUGAACAACAUUGCAGAGCGCAGAGGCUGGGCUAAGUUCGUAUCCAUGCAAAAUCUGUACAACCUUCUGUUCCGUGAAGAAGAAAGAGAAAUGAUUCCGUACUGUCUUGAUGCUGGAAUUGCCGGUAUUCCCUAUUCACCGCUAGCGUCUGGCAUUAUUACAGGAAAGAAUAGAACCACAACUCGUGCUGGUAGUGCGCAUCUAAUGACCACCAUUUAUCCAAAUACAAAGCAAGAAAGUAACGAUGUUAUUGUGUCGCAUGUCGAAGAAAUUGCCAAGAAGUAUAAUGCAACCAAUGCUCAAAUCGCGUUGGCUUGGCAUUUUACGAAGCCCUACAGCACUUCACCGAUCGUGGGAGUUAGUAAAAUCGAACAACUUUACGAUUUGCUUGGAGCAUUGAAAAUUAAGCUCACCGAAGAAGAUGUUAAGUAUUUGGAGGAACCUUACACACCACGUCCACCUCAAACAUUGAACUUUUAAGCUUUUUGUUGAAUAAAAUCAAUUUUUUGUGUGGUUGCAAUCAA